AUCCACUCCCACACGCACCCCGCAGCCUCUGCCCCCAAGAAACAAGGCGCGAGGAAGAGGGCGGCGAUCGAUGGCGAUGCAGGACGAGGAGGCGGAGGCGGGCGCCGGCGGCGUCCGUCCGGUAGCGAUGAAGAAGUCUGCGUGGACCAAGGAGGAGGACGCCGCGCUGCGGGAGCAGGUGCGGGCGCACGGCCCGCAGAACUGGGCGGCCAUCAGCGCGGCGCUGCCCGGGCGCAACCCCAAGUCGUGCCGCCUCCGCUGGUGCCAGCACCUGACCCCCGGCGUCGACGCCGUGAGGCCCUUCACCCCCGAGGAGGACGACAAGAUCGCCGGCCUCCACCGCCUCUACCCCAACAAGUGGGCCACCAUCGCGGGCUUCCUCCCCGGCCGCUCUGACAACGCCAUCAAGAACCGCUGGAACUCCGUCCUCGGCAGGCAGCCGCAGCCGCAGCACCAGCAGUGGGCGCUCGCUGCCCCGCUCCGCCGCGUCUCCGACAGGACGCUCCCGCUCUUCCCUCAAGCGUCGGGGGAUGUCAGGGCGAUCGCCCGGAGCACCUGGGUGCUCCGCCACCCGCCGCCCGGCGACGCGGGGGCUGAUUCGAGCGGCGCGUGCCUCAAGUUGUUCCCGCUGGCGCCGGGGGACCUCGUCGGGGCCAACGACACGAGCGAGGGAGCGGAGAUGGAUGUGGAUCGCAGCGACGACGACCCGACGGCCACCGGGCUGCGGCUCUGGCCGUGCACGAGGGCCACUUCUAUGGCGGCGUUCAAGGCGAUGGUGCAGACAGUUCGGGCGCCCUAGAUCCUCCUGUCUUUGCCUGAAUUUCUGUUGUUCUUUGACCUGCUGAGCGAUGAAUGAUCUGUAAAGGAUUUCCUUGGCCGUCUGAACUACCGAUAGGAUAGUGGGUCGUACUAGCAAUCUACUAGCUAAGUUCUGUUGUCUUCCAAUUUUUGAGACGGCAUUUGGGGAAUUAUGCUGAAAAUUUCUGAAUGUUCAGUUCACCGGGAUUGGAAACCUGUUCGGGCUCGUAUUAAGCGAGCGUUCGCUGC
Molecule: messenger RNA, 1047 nt
Organism: Panicum virgatum (switchgrass)
Lineage: Eukaryota; Viridiplantae; Streptophyta; Magnoliopsida; Poales; Poaceae
Product: transcription factor CSA-like
Exons: 1
Coding region: 71-799 (242 amino acids)
Biological process (GO): regulation of DNA-templated transcription
Cellular component (GO): nucleus
Molecular function (GO): DNA-binding transcription factor activity, RNA polymerase II-specific; RNA polymerase II cis-regulatory region sequence-specific DNA binding
Source: RefSeq, a predicted model, not a curated record